AUGCCCUUACUUGAUUACCGCUCAAAAAUCUCCUAUGGCACAAUCGAUCAAAUGGAACAAUACAACGAAGAAGAAGGAGAACAUCUCCUUCAGGCAGGAUAUGAACCAGGGAACCAUGAUAGCGAUGUUGAGUCCACGGGGGAUUCUGUACAGGAGGGUGUCAGGAAGAUCGAAGCGAUCAACUUGACAUGGACCACGCGGUCUCUGAUCAUAGCAUACAUCAGUAUAUUUCUAAUGGCAUUCUGCACAUCACUCGAGGGUCAAACCGUGAUGUCCCUUUCGGCAUAUGCUACUAGCGCUUUUAGCAAACACUCGUUGAUUUCGACGGUUCUUGUCGUUCAGAAUGUCGUUAAUGCCGUCAUCAAGCCACCCAUGGCCAAAGUCGCCGAUGUAUUUGGCCGUUUCGAGGCUUUUUGCGUUAGUAUUCUGAUAUAUGUCCUCGGAUACAUUCAAAUGGCUGCUUCAACCAACGUUCAGACUUACGCAUCAGCCCAAAUAUUCUACUCUGCCGGCUCGACUGGCUUGCAAAUAUUGCAACAAGUCUUCAUCGCCGAUAGUAGUAGCCUUCUCAAUCGUGCACUUCUAGCACUCCUACCAGAGCUUCCAUUUUUGGUGACAGUCUGGAUCGGGCCAACGAUCGCUAAUACUGUACUUGAACACACUUCAUGGCGUUGGGGUUACGGCAUGUGGUCGAUCAUAUUGCCUGCUUCGUUUCUCCCUCUGGCGCUCUCGUUAUUGCUCAAUCAGCGCAAGGCCAAGAGGCUAAAUCUUAUCAAACCCAAGAGCGCUCACCGACGUGGAUUUUUUGCCGCCGUUCGCCACACUUGGUAUGAUCUUGACAUGUUUGGCUUGAUCCUGCUGUCGGCGGCAGUGACAUUGAUUCUUGUUCCCCUAACACUUGCCGCCAAUUCGAAGAAUGGGUGGAAGAACAACAGCAUCAUUGCCAUGAUUGUGGUUGGUAUCUUGUGUCUUUGUGCUCUACCCGCCUGGGAAACCUCGAAGAAACUGGCUCCUAAACCCUUGCUAUCCUUGCAUCUGCUCAAACAGCGUACUGCCCUUGCCGGCUGUACUCUUGCCUUCUUCUACUUCAUGGCAUUCUACUUCUCCGUUCAGCCGUACCUUUAUUCUUAUCUUCAGGUUGUUCAGGACUAUGAUGUAGCCACAGCGGGCCGCGUCACACAAACGUUUGCUUUCACGUCUACAAUUGCUGCUUUUGGGGUCUCCAUCUUGAUUAAAUACACACGGCGGUAUCGCAUCUAUGUUACCGUUGGCUGCGUGAUCUACAUAAUGGGGAUUUUCCUCAUGUUGACCUACCGCAAAGAAGGUAGCUCACCGGCUCUGGUUCUUGGAACCCAGGUGAUAGUUGGUGCGGGCGGCGGACUCCUUAAUGUACCUGUCCAAUUGGGUGUUCAGGCCUCCGCCAGCCAUCAAGACGUUGCAGCCGCCACGGCAAUGUUCCUUACAUCCAUGGAAAUGGGUGGUGCUGUAGGAGCCGCCAUUUCUGGCGCCAUCUGGACUCAUCACAUUCCACGCAAACUUCAGGAAUACCUUCCUGAUGAGGCCAAGGCAGAUGUCGGGGAGAUCUUUGGCAAGUUGACCAAGGCGCUUUCAUACCCAAUGGGCUCACCUGCGCGAGUGGCCAUCAACCGGGCCUAUCAGGAAACGAUGAACAAGCUCUUAGUUUUGGCAUUGAUUGCAACUAUCCCGUUACUUCCCCUGAGCCUUCUUAUGUCGAACUAUCGACUCGACAAGAUGAGCGAAUCUCCGCGUCACGAGCCCAUACCUGCCGAACCAAUUGCGGAUGAAGCUCAAUCUGAAGCACACUCGAAACGAGUCUAA
Messenger RNA from Aspergillus saccharolyticus JOP 1030-1, 1839 nucleotides. It is a transcript of the gene mirC, whose product is annotated as siderochrome-iron transporter MirC. Gene Ontology annotation, biological process: siderophore transmembrane transport. Gene Ontology annotation, molecular function: siderophore-iron transmembrane transporter activity. The transcript is spliced from 5 exons. The record is from RefSeq and is a predicted model, not a curated record. NCBI's taxonomy places the organism in Eukaryota, Fungi, Ascomycota, Eurotiomycetes, Eurotiales, Aspergillaceae. Bases 1 to 1839 code for a protein of 612 amino acids.